AUGUUGUCAAUGUCGGAGUUAGCUGUACACGAAUUCAUCAUGUCAAAAUUCUAUUUGAUGGUUCUGAUGGUUUCUUUUCUUUCUACAUUUAUUUGCCAGGAUGUUUUCCCUAGAUCUAGACCUACAUAUCGAUCACAAGUAAGCUCAACAAUAAUCUGUCCACCAAGAAAUGAUUUCUAUGCCAUUUCGUACAAAUGCGGCGUGAGCUGUGCUGCCAAUGAAGAAUGUAUUAGCGGUGAAAUGUGUCUGUGUGAUGGAUUUUGUGGAUUGAGUUGCUUACCUACAGGUGGCUGGCCAAUAUGUCCGCUUCUACAACAUCCUGUGAAUGGAAAUAUUGAACUUGUUUUACCUGAAGAGAAUGAAUAUGGUGUACACGUUAUAUUUUCAUGUGAUAACACGUAUAUCAUGGUACCUGGUCAAUCGAAAUUGACAUGUAUGAGUGGAAAUGGCUGGAGCGGUGAAGCCCCGCGAUGUCUAGCUGAAGACACACUUCCAUAUGUAUGUGACAAAUCUUUGCUAAACAAGUCUGAACAUGACAUUGUUAAACUUGUUGGUGAAAAUGUAGGUUACGUCAGUGUCAAUACACGUGUUAAAUAUGAGUGCAGCGAAGGUUAUUAUUUUAUCACUGAAGAUUACUAUGCAACUUGCCUGGCAGAUGGUACAUGGUUAUUUCCACAAAACGCAUGUUGGAAGGUGUCAUGUGCUAGUCCAGACGUACCAGAAACCGGGAUACUGGAAGUAGACGAUUUCUUUUAUGGUUCUAUCAUCAAUAUUCAUUGCAAAGCUGGCUACAUAAUAUCAGAACCGUAUACAGCGAUAUGCCAGUCCAAUGGGCAGUGGGAUACAGAAACACUGCCAACUUGUUCAG
Saccoglossus kowalevskii is the source of this 868-nucleotide messenger RNA. RefSeq names its product protein lev-9-like. The record is from RefSeq and is a predicted model, not a curated record. Lineage: Eukaryota; Metazoa; Hemichordata; Enteropneusta; Harrimaniidae.